CGAAUAAUGACAUUUUGAUGAGAAACCACAAUAUGAGACCCACGGGUUGUAGCCCUUUUAGUUUUGGUCCAAAAAAUCAUGGUUCAAAACAUGAAUCAAAUGCAACCCAUAGUGGUGCUCGUGGACAUUUCAAACGUGGUCGUGGUAUUGGUCGUUAUAAUGGACCUAGCCGGGGAAACAAACAGAGUAGUAGCUCAUUUUACAAAGGCAUGGGAAAGCAAAACCCCCAUCAAACAAAAGGCCCGACGAAAUCUUCAGAAAAGGCCAAAGUCACUUGUUUUAAAUGUGGCACGUCGGGAUAUUGGGCAAAUAAAUGUCGUACACCUAGAUAUUUGAUUGACUUAUAUAAAUCAUCUCUAAAAGGAAAGAAUGUGGAAACUAAUUACGUCAACGAAAACGUUCCACCAAU
Molecule: messenger RNA, 409 nt
Organism: Cuscuta europaea
Lineage: Eukaryota; Viridiplantae; Streptophyta; Magnoliopsida; Solanales; Convolvulaceae
Source: the annotation of a GenBank genome assembly